This is a messenger RNA of Macrosiphum euphorbiae (potato aphid), 1719 nucleotides long. NCBI's taxonomy places the organism in Eukaryota, Metazoa, Arthropoda, Insecta, Hemiptera, Aphididae. The record is from the annotation of a GenBank genome assembly.
AUGAAAUCAACCAUGAAUAUUAUGAAGAUAACCCAAUGUUACCAUCGUUUCUGGAAGAGAAUAUUUAUGUUCUUAGUGCUCGUAUGGGUCGUUAUAUUUUGUGCUACUUUUUAUUUCGAACACGAAAAACCCUUCGACGAUGAUCUAGAACAAACGCUUGCCAUUGCACUUCAAUAUCUCGACGAGGUGCACAGAACCAACGUCGAACUGAUAGAAAUGAGGAACGAUCUAGUUCACAAACUGAGAUUCGACGAAAAAAAAAUUAACAACAAAAGGAAAAUGGUAAACGGACCGUCUGAAGAAUACGAAGUGUUGCGUCGCCGUGUUUAUUCAAACACGAAAGAAGUUUGGUAUUACGUCAGUUCUACAUUACGAUCGUUGGCCAACGAAUUCGAAGAUUUGAAACCGAAAGUUUCUGAUAUUAAAACAAUGGUCGACGAACACUAUAGAUCGUUAUUGAGAGAUGUCGCCAAGUUGGCCGAUGUUGACGGUUUUUCACAGUGGAGGUGGAAAGAGUUUCACUCUUUGAGUAGACUGGUCGAAAAGAGACUUCGACAUACGCAGAAUCCACCCGACUGUUCCAAAGCUAGAAAACUCUUGUGCAAUUUCUUCAGCGCAAAUUGGUGUGGAUAUGGAUGUCGAGUACACCAUUUCGUCAAGUGCUUAUUUGUCGCCUACGCCACCGAGAGGACAAUGAUUAUAGAUAAUCCUGAACAUUGGAAGUUUACUAGAGGUGGUUGGGAAAAAUUAUUUUUACCCCUUAGCAACACGUGUACGUCGAAUGAUGGUGAAACAUUUUCACUUUGGCCAGGCAACGAAACUACUCAAGUCAUAAAGUAUAUUCUGCCUACACCCGAUAAUGUUGCCAAACAUCUCAAUCCUCCUUACAUUCCGGUCGUGUUGCCCGAGGACUUAGCUGGACGAAUAAACGUCUUGCACGGUGACCCCGCUGUAUGGUGGUUAGGCCAGUUCCUCAAAUACAUCUUCCGGCCGCAACCAUCCACUACCAUUGCGUUUAACGAGUUUGCCAAGCGUGUGAAUUUUCAAAAUCCAAUUGUCGGAUUGCAUAUCAGACGAACGGACAAACUCAUCAAUGAAGCUUCGUUGCACAAACUCGAAGAGUAUAUGUACCACGUUGAAGAAUAUUACAAACUCAAAGAAUUGGACGGCGUAUACGACACGAAACGGAUUUAUUUGGCCACGGACGAUCCAACAUUGUUUGAUGAAGCUAGACUCAAAUAUCCUGAGUACGAUAUUAUCGGCGAUCCAGAGAUAUCCAAAACUGGAACGGUUCUAAAGCGCGAAUUAGACGGUUCGAUUAUGAAUAUCAACAUCGAAAUAUAUUUUCUAGCUCACUGUGACUACUUAGUUUGUACUUUUUCGUCAAAUGUAUGUCGGUUAGCAUAUGAAAUUAUGAACAGUCUCCAACCGGAUGCAUCAGCUAAGUUCACUUCUUUAGACGACACAUUUUACUUUAGUGGUCAAGUUCACAGACUGAAUGUAGCUUUAAUAUCUCAUAAAUCAGAAGGACCGGAAGAGAUGGAUCUAGAAGUAGGUGACGAGAUCGAAGUAGCUGGAAAUCAUUGGGACGGUUAUUCAAAGGGGAAAAAUUUGAGAACAAAGAAAACAAAUUUGUAUCCUACAUUUAAGGUAACAAGAAAAAUUGAAGUUUUGCCUUUUGCCAGCUAUCCAAAUAUCACUAUAAACACUGAGAUAUAG